Salmo salar (Atlantic salmon) is the source of this 2779-nucleotide messenger RNA. The record is from RefSeq and is a predicted model, not a curated record. Lineage: Eukaryota; Metazoa; Chordata; Actinopteri; Salmoniformes; Salmonidae.
CUUAUGUGGGCUCUUACGUUCCCAACUUACCUGGGGUGUUUUUCUUUCUUUGUUCAAAUCUGUAAUUUAAUAGUCUGAACUCUGAGGGACGCUGUUGGUCAGUGUGUUGCUGUUUUAGAGCAGAUUUGGAGCAGCACCUCCCCCAUUAUCUCGAUAUAUUAGAGAGGAAAGAGUCGCACGCAGAGCACCAAGUCCAGGUUACCGGAGAACACUAAGUACGGAGACAACGAGCUGCGAUUCUUUUGUUCAGGCGAGACGAUUUUUGGACACAUUGUGCUUUGUUUAUCAGCACUGAAACCAAACUGAAUAUUGCAGUCUGUUUUACGGAUUAUAACCUGCUUGUUGUUUCAUGGUGAAGGGGAAAAUGUCGGACAGAACAAUGGCACGGCAAGUACUGUUGUUUAUCUCGGUCCUCUCUCUCAGUUCAGUGCACGGGCAGGUCAGUUACUCCAUUCUGGAGGAAAUGGCGAAAGGCUCUUUAGUCGGUAACAUAGCGCAGGAUUUGGGUUUAGAUAUCAAAAGACUGAAAUCAGGUAAAGCUCGUAUUUAUACUGGAGACAGCGCAGAAUACAUCGAGCUGAAUAAAGAAAGGGGAGUUCUCCUUAUCAAAGAGAGAAUAGACCGUGAAGCUCUCUGCGGACAGACUACACCUUGUGCACUGCAUUUUCAGAUUAUUCUGGAGAAUCCAAUGGAAUUUUACAGCAUCACAGUUGAAAUAACGGAUACCAAUGAUAAUGCUCCGGUUUUUAAAAGGAAUGCAAUGACAUUUGAAAUAAGCGAGUCUGCUUUAACGGGUGCUAGAUUCGUCUUGGAGAGAGCGAUUGAUAAUGACGUAGGUAUAAAUGGCCUUCAAAGCUACUACCUUAGACCCACUGAUCAUUUUAUUUUAAAACCGAAUAGUAAAAUUGGUAGUAGUAAAAACGUAGAGAUGGUUUUACAGAAACCUCUAGACCGAGAGAAACAGGAUCAGAUAUCGCUGACAUUAACAGCGUUAGAUGGAGGAGAGCCCCAGCUAUCAGGAACAAUGCAGAUAAUCAUCACUGUACUUGACGCCAAUGAUAACGCACCUGUUUGUGCCGAGGCAGAGUAUACGGCCAGUAUAUCAGAAGUUGCUCCUAAAGGCACCGUUUUAACCACAAUCAGUGCAUCUGAUGCUGAUCAAGGUCCUAACGGAAGGGUUACAUACUCUAUAUCGAAUACUGCUGAGGGUGCUGCUGAACUAUUUGAGGUAGACGAAACAUAUGGCGUUAUGAGAUUAAUUGGGAAUAUUGAUUAUGAAAAAAUGAAACAUUAUGAGGUAGACGUUCAGGCUACAGACCAGGGAGGACACUCUGACGCGUGCAAAGUGAUUAUUGAAGUAAUGGAUACGAAUGAUAACAAACCAUCCAUUAAUACCAUGUCAAAGACAAAUAGUAUAUCUGAGGAUGCUACACCUGGGACUGUAGUAACAAUGAUGAAUAUUCAAGACCCUGAUUCUGGUGAAAAUGGCAGGGUGCAGUGCUCUAUGAACGAAAACAUUCCUUUUGCGAUGAAAUCAACAUCGAAUUAUUUCUUUACUGUAGUAACUGACAGUGACUUGGACCGAGAGAGAGACUCUGAGUACAACAUCAGUGUGACGUGCUCUGAUGAGGGCGUGCCCUCGCUCUCCAGCAGCGUCACUCUCACCUUACAGAUAUCAGAUGUGAACGACAACGCGCCUGUCUUUGAGAGGAGCUCAUAUGAGGCCUACAUUAUAGAAAACAACACACCGGGCCUCUCUAUAUUCACAGUGAAAGCCAGAGACGCUGACUGGAACCAGAAUGCCCGUGUUUCCUACAUACUGGAGGACUCCUCGGUUAACGGAGUGCCCGUCUCCUCAUAUGUGUCCGUUAGUGCUGAUAGUGGAGUCAUACAUGCAGUGCGCUCUUUUGACUACGAGCAGAUCAAGGAUUUCCAGUUCCGCGUAAAAGCGCAGGAUGGAGGCUCCCCUCCUCUCAGUAGCAAUGUGACUGUGAAAAUAAUGAUCCAGGACCAGAACGACAACGCGCCUCAGGUUCUGUAUCCAGUCCAGACUAGCAGCUCUCUGGUGGCUGAAAUGGUACCUCGUUCAGCAGAUGUGGGCUAUCUUGUUACUAAAGUGGUGGCUGUUGAUGUGGACUCUGGACAGAAUGCCUGGCUCUCGUAUAAACUGCAGAAAGCGACAGACAGGGCGCUGUUUGAAGUGGGUUCACAGAAUGGAGAAAUAAGAACUGUACGCCAAGUCAAUGAUAAAGAUGCUGUGAAACAAAGGCUCACUGUUGUAGUGGAGGACAACGGGCAGCCCUCUCGUUCAGCUACAGUCAAUGUUAACGUGGCGGUGGCGGACAGCUUCCCUGAAGUGCUCUCGGAGUUCACUGACUUUACGCACGACAAGGAAUACAAUGACAACCUGACUUUUUACUUAGUCUUGGCUUUGGCUGUAGUCUCAUUUCUGUUCAUCACAUGUUUAGUGGUUAUUAUAUCAGUGAAAAUAUACAGAUGGAGACAGUCUCGCAUCCUCUAUCAUUCCAACCUCCCGGUUAUUCCGUAUUAUCCACCGCGUUACGCAGACACUUUGGGGACAGGAACUCUACAGCACGUGUACAAUUACGAGGUGUGCAGGACGACUGACUCCAGAAAGAGUGACUGUCAGUUCACCAGACCCUAUAGUCAGAACGUACUGAUAAUGGACCCCAGUUCUACAGGGACGAUGCAGCGGAUGCAGAGCGAAAAGAACAUCCUGGAUGAACCAGACUCCCCAACAGAGGUCUGUUAUUUUUGA